Molecule: messenger RNA, 644 nt
Organism: Psylliodes chrysocephalus
Lineage: Eukaryota; Metazoa; Arthropoda; Insecta; Coleoptera; Chrysomelidae
Source: the annotation of a GenBank genome assembly
CGUGUAUGAUAACCUCUCUGCCGGGUCUUUCGAGAAAAUUCUAACGUGAUCUAGUUUUGCAACACGUUUUAAAUCAGUUUUAAAAACUUGUUUAGUAAAACUACACAAAAAUGUCUGGAGCAGCUAAGAAAUUGAUUCCCCUUUUCGAUAGAAUUCUAAUUAAAAAAUUCGAAGCUAUUACGAAAACGAAAGGAGGAAUUGUACUUCCAGAACAAGCACAAGAUAAAGUAUUGCAGGGCACAGUGGUUGCAGUAGGCCAGGGUGCAAGAUUACAAGAUGGAUCAUAUGCUGCUCCACAAGUUAAAGUAGGUGAUAAAGUACUCCUUCCCGAAUAUGGUGGAACCAAAGUAAAAGUUGAAGAUAGUGCAGAAUACCAAAUAUUCCGAGAAUCAGACAUUUUAGCCAAAGUAGAAUAAACUAGACUUCUAUUUUAUAUUGUAAAAUAGGUUGCAUUUCCUUGUUAAAAUACAGAGUCUGAACUUGUAGGUGUAUGUAUAAAUGAUCUGGUUCUUACAUAGUUUCCAACAUUUGAGGAUAAUUUUCAACAAAUUGUUCAUUAUAUUAAUGUUGAAAGGUUUUCCUAGUUGAUUGUAGUCAAGUAUGUACUGUUUUAAUUUUGUUACAAAUAUAUUUCUAUAAAAAUA